GAUUGGCCUUGAACUCACAGAGAUUCACCUGCCUCUGCCUCCCGAGUGCUGGGACUAGCUGAGACUAAAGGUGUGCACAACCACACCAAGCUAGCUUGCUGCCUCUUAACCAAGCCCCAUGAAACCCUUCCAUGCCCGGCUCUGGCCUGGUUGAAGGGGACCCUGGGACUGGAGAAAGAGACCAUGUGUGCUCUUAUAUACUGUGCUCACCGAGACUCAGUAAAUUUGCCUCACUACAGUGAGAGCCUUAGGUUGGCAACCAAAACCAUGGCACAUUCCUCUCGGUAACUGAGUGACCAGCAGACAUUGGGGAUUACUGUCAACAUGGCUCCUCUAGCAGGUGGAUUUGUCUUUUCUCUCUGAGCUUUCACAUCCUCUGCAGUAGAAUAAAGAUGACUGCAACCAACCACCUCAGCCCACAGGAUGUUCAACAGUCCCUCCCACUUGAUCAGGCCACAGUAUGUGAGAUCCAUCAGCCCCCAUGUGUCGAUAUCCAGCCUCAGCCUCUCUCUUUGCACCUUCAUCCCCUGUCUGUGAAAUGGGGCUGAGUCGGUUGGAACCAAGGUUCCACUAUGGAAACUGCGUACGUGGCAUCUCCAGGGCCAUGGGGGAAGGGAAGGGGCCAGUGAGGUGUCAGUUCCCUAUUGGUCUAAGCCACAGAUAAUUCGGAUGCCAUCUGCGCCCCAACCACAGUGCAUGCUCCAUGAAGUAACUUGAGAGGCCAUGAGGCUGCCCCUGUCAUUGCUGCUAGUGUUUGGGUGCAAGGCUGUCCUGGGAAGCCUUGGGGACAGGGCUUCACUCUCAGCUACCGCUCCAGUGUUGGAUGAUGAAGAGAAGUACGCAUCUUAUAUGCCUGCUCACCUGCGCUGUGAUGCCUGCCGGGCCGUGGCCUACCAAAUGGGGCAACAUCUGGCAAGAGCAGAGGCCAAGUCUCCAGACUCCAGUGACUUGCAAGAGCUGAGUGAGUCGAUAUACACAGAUGUCCUGGACCAGACCUGCUCUCAGAAGUGGCAGUCCUAUGGAGUUCAAGAAGUGAACCAGAUGAAACGUCUCAUGGGCCCAGGACUUAGCAAGGGGACAGAGCCACCCAUCAGCGUGAUGAUUACUGGGGGUCCCUGGCCCAAUAGGCUCUCCAUGACAUGUUUCCAGUAUCUGGGAGAGUUUGGAGAAGACCAGAUCUAUGAAGCCUACCGCCAAGGCCAUGAGACUCUGGAGGCACUGCUGUGUGGGGGCACUCAAGGGUCCUGCUCACCUGAGAACCCAAGAGAAGAGCUUUAGUGCCAGCCAGGACACCUGUGGAUCUUCUCUCUUUCUCUCUCUCUCUCUUUUAUAAUUAAGGGUCGUUUGGAGACAGGAUCUCAUCAUGCAGCACAGGCUGGCCUUGAACUUGUCCUCCUGCCUCAGCCUUGAAAGUGCUGCCAUGACUGUCCCAAACCUUCGAGCUUGACCCUCCUAUUCUUUCAGUGGUGGUGGAGAGGGGGCAGGGAAGCUGGCUCUUGGUGUCAAUCUACUUCAUCCACUUCUUCCUGGGGCACUGGGGCUGGAGACAAAUAAGGCCUUCUACUUUCAAAUAAAGCUCAGUGAGUGACCUUGAA
Molecule: messenger RNA, 1595 nt
Organism: Cricetulus griseus (Chinese hamster)
Lineage: Eukaryota; Metazoa; Chordata; Mammalia; Rodentia; Cricetidae
Source: RefSeq, a predicted model, not a curated record